AUGCCCUUCUCUCGAAGAGCAGAGUCUUCUUUGUAUGCUGUAUCUUUGUCCAUCCGGUCAGUCUAUGGAACACGUGACUCCGCGCCUCUCUCCCGCGUCUCCAACGCGCGGGCGAUUUCCCGCUCGGCGUCAACGGUCGUUAUCUGCGAAGCAUCAGGGAGGCCUGGCAUCAGAGACGUCAGCGGCUGUAGCGUGCUAGCCACGCUCUUUGUCUUGUUCAAUAUUGUCCGUUCCUUCGAUAAUACGAGAAGCGAGACCAUACAGUUUCAUACGCCCUUGACGUUGAUUGUUGGAUAUAAUGGAUCGGGAAAGACGACUAUCAUCGAGUGCCUCAAAUAUGCUACUACCGGCGACCUUCCCCCCAAUAGCAAAGGCGGGGCAUUUAUACAUGAUCCGAAGCUUUGCGGCGAAAAGGAAGUGCUGGCUCAGGUGAAGCUAUCUUUCAAGAGCACUUCUGGUGCCAAGAUGGUAGCCACCAGAAGCCUGCAGCUUACGGUGAAGAAGACUACUAGGCAGCAGAAGACUCUAGAGGGCCAGCUCCUGAUGGUGAAAGAUGGCGAGAGGACAUCUAUUUCUUCCCGAGUGGCGGAGUUGGACCAGAUCAUGCCACAAUACCUAGGCGUGUCAAAAGCGAUACUGGACUCGGUCAUAUUCUGCCACCAGGAUGAGAGUUUGUGGCCCAUGAGUGAACCUUCAGUCCUGAAAAAGAAGUUCGAUGAGAUUUUCGAAGCAAUGAAGUAUACUAAAGCGAUUGAAAACAUCAAGGCCCUCAGGAAGAAGCAGAAUGAGGAGCUGGCUAAGUAUAAGAUCAUGGAGCAGCAUGCAAAAGAAGAUAAGGACAAGGCUGAUCGUGCCGAGAAACGAUCGAUCAAACUUCAAGAUGAGAUCGAGGCUCUGCGGGAGGAAACACAGAAACUUUCACUGGAAAUGCGACGUGUUGCAGAACUUGCGGACAAGGCCUGGAAAGAAUCAGAGAGUUAUGCACAAGUCCUCGGCGCUUUGGAAGGCAAGCGUAUAGAGGCGAAAAGCAUUCAAGGGACUAUCGAGAAUCUUAAAAGACAUCUUGUUGAGCUCGACGAACCGGAUGAAUGGCUAGAAUCAAGUCUUGAGCAAUUCGAAUCCCGGCAAAUCCGGUUUCAGCAACAGGAAGAGGCUCGGAAAGAAAAUUACAUGGAGGUCAAGGAACAGAUAGACCAAGCUCGACAACGACUAGGCCUCAAGCAGGCAGAACUUGGAAAACACGAGAAUGACAAAGCCCAGUAUCAGAGGCAGAUGGAACGUCGGCAGAAUAUGAUCAAAGAAAUCGCCCGGAAUAAUAAUAUCCGUGGGCUCGAUGGCAACCUAGAUCAGGCUGAUAUCGAUGAAUUUAUGCAUAGGAUGCGGAAACUGCUCAAGGAACGGAACCAAGCGUUAGAUCGAGCGAAGAGGGAAACCCAGCUGGAGCUACGUGAAGUACAAACGACACUUAACGAGAUCGGACAGCGGAAGUCCGCUUUGCAAGAAGCUAAGAAUGCUGCAAGGCGACAAAUUUCCGCAAACGACAAAGAUGCGGUUACAUAUCAAGGGAAGCUCAAUGAAAUUGAUGUUGAUGAAGGGAUUCAAGCUGUGAUCGAGUCAAAGAUCGAGGAUAUCCAGUCACGUCUGGAACGUGCGAAGGAGCACGAACGCUCCGCUUCCUGGGACGAGGAGAUCCAAGAUAUAAACACCGAGAUUCGAGAACUCGAGGAUGAAAGUUCACGACUUAAUGCAGAACUCAUUGAGUCGACUAAAAAGGCUGGUGAUCUGGCUCGCUUAGACCACCUUAAAAAAGAAUUAAAGGAUCGGCAGCGCAGUUUGGAGACUAUGACUGGAGCGCAUGGCGAGCGACUCUCAAAGUUGGUCAGUCAAAACUGGAAACCCGAGACUCUUGAACGAGAGUUUCAGCUGGUUUCUGAUAAUGAAUCAAAACGUGUCGCCGAUGCGGAACGGCGCCGAGACGGACUAAACAGAGAACUUGAACAUGUUGAAUUCAACCUCAAAACCAUCAAAAACAAUUCGAAACAGAGACAGAAAGAACUUAAUGAGUGUGUUGAGGAGAUCCGUAAGGCGAUCGACGAUGAGCCUUCAGAAUACCAAGAAGUUGUGAAGCAACGACAGGAAGAUCUUGAAGUGGCAAAAAAGGAUGCUCAUACAGCUGCCGGCAUGUAUGAGUACAUUAAGCUAUGUAUUGACGUCGUGAAUAAGGCAAAAGUCUGUAGGACAUGUCGGAGGGGCUUUGAUUCCAACGCGGAAUGUCAGGCUUUUAAACAGCAGUUAGAAAACUCGAUGAAGAGACGAACUUCAAUUGCUAAGGAUGAUGAUCUGCGGCAGUUGGAGGAGGAGCUUGAAACUGCUCGGGCAGCCGGCACUGCUUACGAUACAUGGGUUCGCUUGUCUGAGAUAGAUAUCCCGGCACUGAAGCAGGAAGCCCAGGAAUGUGAAUCUGAACGGGACAAACUCCUAUCGCAGCUUGAAGUCCAGGACAAAGUGGUCGGUGAGCAGGUUGACAAAAAGAGGGAUAUUGAAGCUCUUUCGAAAACAGUCAACACCAUUGCGAGGUACGAUACGGAAAUCAAGAUUCUAAAAUCUCAAAUUGAGGAUCUGCAAUCAAAGCAACAAACCGCUACGGCUACCCGGACCCUCGAAGAUAUUCAAGAUGAAAUAGCUGCGGUUGGCGAGAAGACCAGGACACUCAAACGGGCUCUGUCGAAACUUACAGCCGAUAAAGAACAAACACGCACCGAAAUCAGCAAUUUGGAACUGCAGCUCCGAGAUGUUAGUCGCAACCUCGAUAAUGCCAAAUUUCAGCUGGAAAAGAAGGCCGGCUUACUAGCGCGAUUGGAAGAAUACAAACAUCUCAAUUCUCGACAACGUGAAGCAAUUGAAAAUGCUGAUCGGGACAUCGAAAGCCUAACACCCGAGCUUCUCAAGGCACAAGAGAAAUAUGAUGACAUCAGUAGUCGAGCCGAAACCCGUGAGAGGGAGUUGAAUCAGGAAGCCUCUGAGCUUUCGGACAGCUUGCACCAGCUGGAGCUUGCAAAUGAUGACAUCAACUCGUACAUUGAGCGAGGUGGCCCGAGUCAGUUGGAGCGGUCUAAACGAGAACUCAAUAGCAUUGAAGGUGAAAUAAGCCAAUUGGAAGCCGAACUGAGCAAUAUCACAAGAGAAAUCAACAAGAUAUCUGCGCAGCUUAAAGAUAGCGAAAACACAAAACGGCAGUAUUCCGAUAAUCUCACAUACCGACAGGCGACAAGGAAUCUGGACAAAGUAAUGGCAGAAAUUGAGGAGCUGGAAGCCCAUAAUGCUGAGGUCGACCGCAGUCGUUUCAAGGAGGAAUCGGAACGUCGAACCCGAGAACACAAUGCUCUUGCUGCAAAACAAGCGAGCAAAAUGGGAGAGAUGAAAUCAAAGGAUGAUCAGUUGAUGCAGCUGUUGGCUGAUUGGAACACAGAUUACAAGGAUGCAGCGCACAAGUAUAAGGAAGCUCACAUCAAAGUCGAAAGUACGAGAGCGGCUGUCGAUGACCUAGCUCGUUAUGGAGGCGCACUCGAUAAAGCCAUUAUGAAAUACCACAGCUUGAAGAUGGAGGAGAUCAACGCCAUCAUCGGAGAACUUUGGCAGAAGACAUACAGAGGUACUGAUGUUGAUACGAUCCUAAUCCGUUCCGACAACGAGAACGCAAAAGGAAACCGGUCUUACAAUUACCGCGUAUGCAUGGUCAAGCAGAAUGCCGAGAUGGACAUGCGCGGACGUUGCAGUGCAGGCCAGAAGGUCCUUGCCAGCAUCAUUAUCCGUCUGGCUUUGGCAGAAUGCUUUGGGGUGAACUGCGGUCUUAUUGCGCUGGACGAACCGACCACAAACCUUGAUCGAGAUAAUAUCCGGUCCCUGGCAGAGUCGUUGCAUGAUAUUAUCCGUACUCGUCAGCAACAAGCUAACUUCCAGUUGAUUGUGAUUACCCAUGAUGAGGAAUUCCUGAGAUACAUGCAGUGCGGGGACUUCAGCGAUUACUAUUACCGGGUUUCACGCAAUGAGAGACAGAAGUCGAUUAUCGAAAGGCAGUCAAUUGCAGAGGUUAUGUGAUGUCUUGGUGAAUAUGGGCAUGUUUUAUAAGCCCAGGUCUCGGCUUUCAAUGCUUUCUGCUCAUGUUUUGAAGGUUCUAUACGCGGACGUUAAGGAACUGGUGUCCAAAGGAUAGCUCGGCGUUGGGGAAUAG
Monascus purpureus is the source of this 4231-nucleotide messenger RNA. The record is from the annotation of a GenBank genome assembly. NCBI's taxonomy places the organism in Eukaryota, Fungi, Ascomycota, Eurotiomycetes, Eurotiales, Aspergillaceae.